Messenger RNA from Brassica oleracea var. oleracea, 1685 nucleotides. Its product is annotated as glucan endo-1,3-beta-glucosidase 12. The transcript has 3 exons. Lineage: Eukaryota; Viridiplantae; Streptophyta; Magnoliopsida; Brassicales; Brassicaceae. Bases 67 to 1380 code for a protein of 437 amino acids. The record is from RefSeq and is a predicted model, not a curated record.
AUGCCUGAGGAAAGAAACCCAACACACAAGUAAAGAAAAGAAACUGUACCCAAAGCAAAAAAAAAAAUGAGACAUCUCCUUUACAUUUUCUUCUUCAUUCCCAUUCUUGGUUUUGCAGGAGCUGGUCAAGAAUCAACGCCCAUUGAAGCUCUGAAUCUCCUCCAACUUCUUCCUCAAACCACUGAUCUUGAGCUAGCUGUUUCCGUGAGAGACAACAAAACCAUUACCGAGAUUUCAUCAAGCAUCAUAAAGGCUGAAACUUGGCUUAAAACCCAUGUCCUCUCUCGUUACCCUUCCACCAAAAUCACCACCAUUGUUAUCUUUUCCCCUGACUCUUGCCAAACCACACAACGCAAACCCACCUUUGACCUGGUACUCUCAUCUUUGAAGAACCUACACCAUUCUCUCACAAGAUGGGGUCUUGAGAAGAACAUCAAAGUCUCCUCUGGCUUCUCUUACCAGUGCUUAAACAACCUAGAAGCCUUUAAACCUACUCUCGCCUUCCUCAGAUCCAUAAACUCCACUUUCACCAUAAACCCACCUCCAAACUUCCUCUACUCUCCUGAUAACCAUCUUGAUAUGCUUCGUUCCGUGGAGAAGUUCGGAUCUUUGAGCUUCAACAGAGUGAACUUCUUAAACCCUGACCAAGAAGAAGCUGCGGUGGCGGCGAUGGCAACAAGAAGAAAUCUCAGAUCUUUAAUCAAUUUUAGCAGAAAAUUCACAUUAAACUUCCCAACACUGCCCUCUCCCUCACCGGAAAACUCACCAGUUCACUCCUCCAUCGGAUAUCCAUCUCCACAGCCUUCGCCGGAGCAAUCUCCGCCGGAGCUCUCACCGGCGGAGCAAUCUCCGAUCUCAUCUCCGGCAGAGCAAUCUCCGAUCUCAUCUCCGCCGGAGAAAUCUCCGAUCUCAUCUCCGCCGGAGAAAUCUCCGAUCACAUCUCCGCCGGAGAAAUCUCCGAUCACAUCUCCGCCGGAGCAAUCUCCGAUCUCAUUUCCGCCGGAGAAAUCUCCGAUCGCAUCUCCAGGACUCUCGCUUUCGCCGUGCAUUCCUCAUCCGACUCCUUCGCCGCCGCCGUCGCCGCCGGUGAAAGAGAAGGGGGUGGAAGGGCUGUGGUGCGUGGCGAAACCGAGCGUGGCGGCGGAGACGUUGCAGCAGUCUUUGGACUUUGCGUGCGGACAAGGAGGAGCCAACUGCGACGAGAUUAAGCCUCGUGGGAUAUGUUUCUAUCCGGACACGACCGUGGCUCACGCGUCUUAUGCUUUCAACAGUUACUGGCAAAAGACGAAACGUAACGGAGGAAGUUGCUCUUUCGGUGGCACCGCUAUGCUCAUCACUACUGAUCCAAGUUAUCAGCAUUGCAGGUUUGUUCUGAGUUGAGAUUUGUCGGAAGUGGAAGACCGGUAAUGAUAUCAUGGAAACAGAGCUAGAAGAUGGAAUAUUUUCUCAAUAAUUGUUAUUAGUUAAGAGUUAAUUUCUCUUUAGUUUGUUAAUUUGAAAAUGAUGGUUUUCGUGGACUAUUUUAUCAUUUUGGGUUAAAUAAAUGUUACGAUUAGACCCAAAAUCAUUCAGGCUACUUUCAUAGCUAAUGGGCUUUAUUUUACGUGAGGAAAAAAUAUUGAAAAAAAAAACUAUCAGAGCCAGGUUUCGAUCCUGGGACCUGUGGGUUAUGGGCCCACCACGCU